AUGAGGACGGCCACCCUCUUUGGCCGUUUCUUUUGGUGCCGAGGUGGUGGAAGUCCGCAACUGCUAACCCGCUUUGCAACGCCAUUUCGAUUCCGCUCAAAACAUACGCCAUGGCCUCCAGGUCCGUGGAGGUCAUUUCACAAGAAGGCGCCCGUUGGAAGAACGGUAUUGUUUGCGGCGCUGACGCCCGGCGCCUUCUUAGAGUUGGCGGAGAAUGGAGAUGGUCAUGACAAGACUGGCGAGAUGCAGAUGCUAGAAAUUUCGCGUCAAGAGAUUCGAAAAAGUGUCUCCGAGGAUGCGCGAGGCUUGACGAAGCUUUGUGAAGAGCUCUUUGUGUUUUGGUACUGCUACAUAUACGACCCAAUCGCUACCGGCUUUCGGUUCGUCCAUUUGGCGAUUGUUUUCAUUCCUGUCAUCAUUACAGUGCCUGCUAUAUGGUUUGGACGGCGGCUCGACGAUGGAAAGGGGGAGCGGGCAGGAGCCGUUUGGUGGUACGGCUUUUUAGUCAGAUCAAUGGAGCGUGCUGGCCCAGCGUUCAUCAAGCUCGGACAAUGGGCCGCGUCACGCACCGAUAUCUUUCCGCCGGAAAUGUGCAACAUUAUGUCUUCGCUACACUCUCAUGCUCCUGCGCAUUCGUUGCAUCAGACUAAAAAGACGAUAAGCAAGGCUUUCAAUGGUCUACCAUUCGAGGAGAUUUUUGAGGAGUUCUACGAGGAACCGCUAGGAGUUGGGGCUAUUGCUCAAGUAUACAAGGCAAAGCUCAAGCCGAGCCUGGCUGUGAUGGACGAUCAGGCUCUGACACUUGAGGACGGAAGCUUCCGUGGAAAGGUAAGAAAGAAUGUCGACGUGCUGGUAAAGAGUUCGCCGCGACGGGUUCCGUCCUCGUACGUGGCCAUUAAAGUACUCCAUCCAAAGGUUGAGCGCGUGAUCCGAAGGGAUUUGCGAAUCAUGUCUUUCUUCGCAUCGUUGAUUAAUGCCAUCCCCACAAUGCACUGGUUGUCUUUGCCGGAUGAGGUACAACAGUUUGGUGAGAUGAUGAAACUACAACUGGACCUCAGAAUCGAGGCAUCCAACCUUGUGAUCUUUCGCCAGAAGUUCAAAUCACGAACCACCGCUUGGUUUCCCUACCCAUACUUGGAGUAUACCACGCGUGAAGUGCUUGUCGAAGAAUUCGCCCAAGGGAUCCCCUUGGAGACUUUCUUGGAUGUUGGAGGGGGUGUCUACCAGCAAGAGAUCGCAAACGAGGGUCUGGACGCGUUCCUUCAUAUGCUUCUGAUCGACAACUUUGUUCACGCUGAUUUGCACCCGGGGAAUAUAAUGGUCAGAUUCUACCAACCGGCUGAGUUGGACUUAUCACUCGGCAAGCGCAGUCGGGUUGCAGAUGCACCAACCGCCGCUGAAGCUGAUGUAACCGAGACUGUACUGGCCCGGUUGAGGCCGCACGCCCAUAAUCGGGAGGCCUGGCACGCUGCUCUUUCCCAGCUGAAUGCUGAGGGCUAUCGCCCCCAGCUCAUUUUUAUCGACACUGGCCUAGUGACUCAGCUCAACGAGACCAACCGGAGAAACUUCCUCGACCUGUUUCGAGCGGUGGCCGAGUUUGACGGGUUCAGAGCGGGCCAAUUGAUGGUUGAGCGGUGCCGUCAGCCGGAAGAAGUCAUCGACCCGGAUGUCUUCGCGCUGAAGAUGGAGCACCUGGUCUACAACAUUAAAUCACGGACAUUCGCAUUGGGCAACAUCAAAAUUGGGGAUGUGCUGAGCGAGGUCUUAUCCAUGGUUCGAAGCCAUCACGUUCGGCUCGAGGGCGAUUUUGUCAAUGUGGUCAUCUCUAUCCUUCUCCUCGAAGGCAUUGGUCGAAGUCUGGAUCCAGGCCUGGAUCUUUUCAAGAGUGCUCUUCCGAUCUUGCGGCAGCUUGGUUCCGGUGCGACUCUUCUUAGCUCCGUCCGCUCGGGCGACACCUCCAUGCUUCGUGUCUGGGUCGGUCUCGAAGCGCGUGGCCUCCUCCAGGCUAGCAUUGAGAGUGUGGAGCAGUGUGUGAAAUAUGACCUGUUGUCUCCAAACAUUUAA
Messenger RNA from Aspergillus fischeri NRRL 181, 2064 nucleotides. RefSeq names its product ABC1 kinase family protein. The coding region runs from base 1 to 2064 and encodes 687 amino acids. The record is from RefSeq and is a predicted model, not a curated record. The transcript is spliced from 3 exons. Gene Ontology annotation, cellular component: mitochondrion. Lineage: Eukaryota; Fungi; Ascomycota; Eurotiomycetes; Eurotiales; Aspergillaceae.